Messenger RNA from Meloidogyne enterolobii, 655 nucleotides. Lineage: Eukaryota; Metazoa; Nematoda; Chromadorea; Rhabditida; Meloidogynidae. The record is from the annotation of a GenBank genome assembly.
UAAAAUGUUUUUAAUAGUACUGCUACUUACAACUUACAAAGCAAUUGCCGACGAUGGUUUAAUACUGAAAAUAGGUAGCAUAACAAUCCCCAUAAAUGAUUCUACAAUAUCAACUUCCACAGCAGCCUCAACAACAAGCAAUGCUGCUUCAACAAGUGAAGGCAUAACUUCAUCAAGUACAGCAAGUACAGGUUUAACUGCAUCAACUACUUUCUGCCCUUGUCUAUCCUCUACAAAAAGUUAUUAUCCCUACUUAACCCAAUCAACCAAUGCAUAUGGAACAUCAACAACAACAGAAUCAGCAGAAACAUCAACAUUAACAACCACAUAUUCAACUUUUUCAACACCUUCUGUACCAGAUUCAACCACAAGCUUUGCAACAGGCUCGACAUUUUUAUCGAGAAAUAAUUCAUAUGGGACAACAUCAACUUCAACAGAAGCAUCAACAACAUUGGCAUCUACAUAUUCAACUUCCACAUCUCCUUAUACACCAGAUUCAACAACAAGCUUUACAGCAUAUACAACGAAUUCAAUGCUAGACCCAUCGACUAGCUUUACAACAACACCUUCGUCUCCAGCUACAUUUACCUAUUCAUUUUGUCCAUGCCCAACUACCAAUAUUCAACAAUCAACAACAUCAACAGGAGUGUAUUAA